Molecule: messenger RNA, 1563 nt
Organism: Vicugna pacos (alpaca)
Lineage: Eukaryota; Metazoa; Chordata; Mammalia; Artiodactyla; Camelidae
Source: RefSeq, a predicted model, not a curated record
AGACUCCGCGCUCAGCUUUAGAGUGCGCCUGCGCCGCGUCCUCAGAGGCGUGGUUGCCUGGAAACCGUGGAGCCGCGGUUCCAGCCUCUGGGUCCCGGCUUCACCAUGGCCAAAUUCGUGCUCGCUGGUAGAGCAGAUUGCCCAUAUUAUGCUAAAGCAGAACUUGUGGCAGAUUAUUUACAAAAGAAUCUUCCUGAUUUUCGGAUACAUAAAAUUACACAACAUCCUCAUGUUUGGGAGGAGUGGCUGAAAGCUUUGUGUGAAAAGAAUAAGUGGAGUCACAAAAACUCCCCCAUCAUCUGGAGAGAGCUGCUGGAUCGUGGAGGAAAGGGUUUGCUUCUGGGAGGAUACAAUGAGUUCCUGGAGUACGCCCAGCUUUACUAUGGUGUCACCUCUAGCAUGACGACUGAGCUGAUGACGAUGGUUGCUCAAGAGAACCUGGGGACACACAUAGAAAAAGAGCUGGAGGAAGAAUCCCUGAAAGGUCUCAUUGGCCCCUUGCAGGUCUGGAUCACCAGCGCAUCCUCUCUGGCCUGCUACAACCUGAUUCCCAUCUUGACAAGUGGUGAAGUGUUCGGAAAGCAUACGGAAAUUAGCAUAAACCUAUUUGACCAUAAGCAGGCAGAAGAAGAUCUCAAAAUUCUCAUGAGAGAGGCUCAGGACCUGGCCUCGCCCAUCCUCUGCAGUGUCUCCAUCUGCACCCAAGCGGAGGAGGCCUUCCGCCAGGCCCAGGUGAUCAUCGUCCUGGACCACAGCACUGACCGGGAGGUGUACAGUUUAGAAGACUGCAUCCGAAGCAGGGCUCCUCUGUGUCAGCUCUACGGGUCCCUGAUUGAGAAGAAUGCUCACGAUUCCGUCAGAAUUAUUGUCGGAGGAAAAAGCUUCGUGAAUCUCAAAACGGCCUUACUUAUGAGAUAUGCCCCAAAUUUCUCCCGCAAUAUUAUCGCUGUGGCAUUGGGGGUGGAAGGCCAAGCAAAGGCCACGCUGGCCAGGAAACUGAAGACAACUCCCUCAUGCAUCAAAGAUGUGAUAAUUUGGGGUAAUAUUAGUGGAAAUAACUAUGUUGAUCUGAGGAAAGCCAAGAUUUACAGAUAUGAGAGUGCUGUUUGGGGACCACCUGACUAUUCUCGCCCUCUUUUAAGCCUGAUUUUUGAUAGUGAGUGGGUAAACAGAGACUUUGUGAUAACUCUUAAAAAUUUGACCGCCACAGGAAGACAAUUUGGAGGCAUCUUAGCUGCACACAGUAUAGCCACUACAUUGAAAUACUGGUUCCAUGGCUCACCCCCUGGGGAGAUCGUGUCUUUAGGGGUACUGAGUGAAGGCCAGUUUGGUAUCCCCGAAGGGAUCGUGUUUUCCAUGCCUGUGAAAUUUGAGAAUGGAACGUGGGUGGUUCUUACGGAUCUCAAAGAUAUUGAAAUAAGUGAACAAAUAAUGACCAGAAUGACAAGCGAUCUAAUUCAGGAGAAACUUGUUGCACUUGGAGAGCUGAUCAGUUUUCAGCCAUAUCAAUCAGAAAAUCUCAUCUGAAAUAUGGAAAUAGAAACAGAAAUAGGUAAAUUCACU